AUGGCAAUGCGCACUUCUUUGAGUCUGCCAUGUCGCAUAAUCUCGAAUAACGUCUCCCACAACGUCAGGCCUGCGACACGGCUCGUCAAACGCCCAUUGAACGGACAUGGAUUUGCGACCGAGGCUUCAGUCCCCAAGAAGGGUUCCAAAGGGCCUACAGCCAUGGUUUUAUUGAAUAUGGGUGGGCCAUCGAAAGUCUCAGAAGUCGAGAAUUUCCUUAGCCGUCUUUUCGCCGAUGCCGAUUUAAUUCCAUUAGGCCCGCUUCAAAAGUACCUAGGACCACUCAUUGCUCGUCGCCGCACUCCCAAGAUCCAAAAACAGUAUUCUGACAUCGGUGGAGGAUCGCCAAUUCGAAAAUGGUCCGAAUAUCAGUGCGAAGAAAUGUGCAAGAUUCUCGACGAGAUCUCCCCUGAAACCGCACCCCAUAAGCCAUACGUGGCAUUCAGAUAUGCGGAUCCCUUGACGGAAGAAAUGUAUAACAAAUUACUGGAAGACGGAUUUGGGGGAGGAAAUGGUGGUCGGGCUGUCGCCUUUACUCAGUAUCCUCAAUACUCGUGCUCUACGACAGGCAGUUCUCUCAAUGAGUUAUGGAAGUGGAGGAAUAGGUUAGAAGGCCCCCGCUCAGGUAAAGACCCGGCUGGUGUGAUUCAAUGGAGUGUGAUUGAUCGAUGGGCUACGCAUCCUGGGCUGGUGGAGACAUUUGCGAAGAAUAUCGAGGACCAGCUAGCCACGUACCCGGAAGAGAAGCGAUCUUCUGUGUUGAUUCUUUUCUCCGCUCACAGUUUGCCCAUGAGCGUCGUCAACCGAGGCGAUCCGUACACGGCAGAAGUUGCGACGACAGUUCACGCCGUGAUGGAGCGCUUAGGAUUCUCAAACCCUUACCGGCUCUGCUGGCAAUCUCAAGUUGGACCAUCAGCAUGGCAAGGCGCUCAAACAAGCCAUACUGUUGAGAAUUACGUCAAGAAAGGGUUCACCGACAUGGUUCUUGUUCCCAUUGCCUUCACCACCGAUCACAUUGAAACUCUCUAUGAACUAGACAAGGAAGUGAUUGGCGAAGCUGGCCACGCUGGCAUCAAGCGAGCGGAGAGUCUAAACGGCAACCCAACGUUCAUUCGCGCCUUAGCUGACAUUGCUAAGAACCACUUGGAGUCGGGAGAGAACUGCUCACGACAAAUGACGCUGCGCUGCCAGGGGUGUACCAGCGAGCGUUGUUUGGAGCAAAAGAAAUUCUUUGCUGGUGAUGCUAUGAAGCAUCUUGUACGAUAA
Molecule: messenger RNA, 1266 nt
Organism: Talaromyces marneffei
Lineage: Eukaryota; Fungi; Ascomycota; Eurotiomycetes; Eurotiales; Trichocomaceae
Exons: 3
Coding region: 1-1266 (421 amino acids)
Biological process (GO): heme biosynthetic process
Molecular function (GO): protoporphyrin ferrochelatase activity
Source: RefSeq, a predicted model, not a curated record